Messenger RNA from Bombina bombina (fire-bellied toad), 626 nucleotides. RefSeq names its product zinc finger protein 347-like. Gene Ontology annotation, biological process: regulation of transcription by RNA polymerase II. Bases 51 to 626 code for a protein of 191 amino acids. Lineage: Eukaryota; Metazoa; Chordata; Amphibia; Anura; Bombinatoridae. Gene Ontology annotation, molecular function: DNA-binding transcription factor activity, RNA polymerase II-specific; RNA polymerase II cis-regulatory region sequence-specific DNA binding. The record is from RefSeq and is a predicted model, not a curated record. The transcript is spliced from 3 exons.
CCCAACUCAUGGAACACCCAUAACUACACUUACGCCUACCUUUUUCCCAUAUGUGGAACACCCAGAACUCAACAAACAAUCACUUGAAUAGUUCAUACCCAUCCUUCACUACAGGAAGCAUCAGAAUGAUGCCACAAACUCCAAAAGUCUUAGACACUAAUGACUAUUCACAAACGUUGGGGAUAUCACAGCAGAUAUUUAAAGGAGAUGGAGAAUUGGCAGGAACUGGGCAGCAAUCAUUAUGUACAGAGAGUAAUUUAGUCAUCAAACAAGAGGACAACAUUUAUGACUUAUCUAGUGAAAUGAUUAUCCCAGAGGAUAAACCACACACAUUUACUGAGUUUUCAAAACAUGUAAAAGAAGGGGAAAGUCUUAAGUCUAGCCAAAUGAUUCAUACAAAUAAGAAACCAUUCAAAUGUACAGAAUGUGAGAAAGGAUUCACAUGUAAUUUGCAUUUCCUUGAACACCACACAGUUCACACAGUUGUGAAACCUCACACGUGUACAGAAUGUGGGAGAUGUUUCACAUCUAAAGGAAGCCUUACGUGUCACAAAAAGACCCACACAAGGGAGAAACCUUUCAUGUACACGUGCACACUCCUGAGUAAACCUAGGAGUACUCUUUAA